AUGUUCCCCCGGCGUGGUGACGCCAUUUGCACUUCGCGACGGUGUGAACUGCGCCACCUGGCUGCGUGGGCGGAGCGCGUGAUAACACGCAGGCAAAUCGAUGCGUCUGUUGAUGGAGUUGGUGUCCGACACCCACGCCUCCAACAGCUCUCGCCCUGUCUUGUUGCCGGCUCGCGCCAAUAUCCGCGUGUUGGCGAAGUCGAACUCAUGCCCUUCCUCGAGCGUGUGAGUGGCUACUUGAGACAGUGGGUCGCCUCUCCGAACGGCCCGCCCGCCUCGCAGGCCAAAUCGAUGAUUGGCCAGCUGAGUGGACUCUUAAGCCGACUCCGGCGUAACAAUGUAAUCUCGCCAGACGAAUGGCGCCAGACAAAACCAACCGACACGGCGUUGGCCAGGUUCUACGGACUACCAAAAAUACACAAACCCAACGUUCCUCUGCGGCCAAUCGUGGCCCUGAAAGGCAGCCCCACAUACGAUUUAGCCAAAUGGAUGUCCCGAAAGCUCAAUUUUCUCCGAGAGGGCUCUGUGACGUCCGUCAAUUCGGCCUCCCGAUUCCUUGCCGACAUUCGGGGAAAAACUAUUCAACCCGACCAAAUCAUGGUAUCCUUCGACGUUGUCUCACUUUUCACGUCCAUCCCACCAGACUUGGCGCGCGACGUGCUACGCAAACGCCUCGAAGAAAAGUACAACGAAACGACAGGGCUGCUAAAGAUCCAGCACCUAAUGCAGCUCUUUGCAUUCUGCCAACGAACCUUUUUCACCUUCGAUGGCAGAACAUACGAACAAAUCAAAGGAACACCCAUGGGUUCCCCAAUAUCCAGCCUAGUUGCGGAGUUGGUCCUACAAGAGCUGGAAAAGGUUGCUUUCAGCCAUUACAAACCUGCGUUUUGGCGCCGAUACGUGGACGAUACAUUCGUCAUUAUUGAAAACGACAAGCUAUCGGGUUUCCAAGACCUACUUAACAGCAUAUUCCCCGACAUUAAGUUUACAAGAGAAGACGAGGAGGACGAAAAACUACCCUUCUUGGACGUGCUCGUCAGGCGCACACCUGACGGUGAACUCAGCACUACAGUGUACAGAAAGGCGACCAAUACAACCCAGGUCCUCAACUAUCAUAGCAACCACCCAUUGGUGCACAAACGGGGCUGUGUGAGGGCGCUUUUAGACCGGGUAAAAACGCACUGUAGCGAGCCCGAAGGAAGGAUGCAAGAACUACGGCAUCUCCGGGACCAAUUAACAAAGAACGGCUACCCAAAUAGCUUUAUCAGUCGCUGCAUACGCGCACACCCACGCCGGACAAACGGAAGGGAGACAUCAACAAUUUGGCACUCCCUACCGUACAUAAAGAAUGUGUCCGAGGCCACAGAACGCAUCGCGUCAGAGCUAGGCGUGGGCAUCGCUCAUCAUCCGGCGGCCACCAUGCGUAGCAGGAUCAUGAAAAUGAAGGAUCGGCUGGACGCAGGUGAACAGUCGGGCGUAGUCUAUCGAAUCCCGUGCCAAAACUGUCCUUGCCACUACACAGGCCAGACAGGACGACGUCUGAGCUCACGAAUACUUGAGCACAAACGGGCCGUUCGGAGAGGCGACCCACUGUCUCAAGUAGCCACUCACACGCUCGAGGAAGGGCAUGAGUUCGACUUCGCCAACACGCGGAUAUUGGCGCGAGCCGGCAACAAGACAGGGCGAGAGCUGUUGGAGGCGUGGGUGUCGGACACCAACUCCAUCAACAGACACAUCGAUUUGCCUGCGUGUUAUCACGCGCUCCGCCCACGCAGCCAGGUGGCGCAGCUCACACCGUCGCGAAGUGCAAAUGGCGUCACCACGCCGGGGGAACAUCGUGGACCAGGCGGCACAAACCCUACCUAG
Messenger RNA from Spirometra erinaceieuropaei, 1866 nucleotides. NCBI's taxonomy places the organism in Eukaryota, Metazoa, Platyhelminthes, Cestoda, Diphyllobothriidea, Diphyllobothriidae. The record is from the annotation of a GenBank genome assembly.